Sporisorium graminicola is the source of this 3312-nucleotide messenger RNA. RefSeq lists its product as uncharacterized. The transcript has a single exon. Bases 1 to 3312 code for a protein of 1103 amino acids. The record is from RefSeq and is a predicted model, not a curated record. Lineage: Eukaryota; Fungi; Basidiomycota; Ustilaginomycetes; Ustilaginales; Ustilaginaceae.
AUGUCCGCCACCAAGACCCCAAUCAUGGAUCUCGAAACAGACGAGGACGGCUGGAUCGGUGGCUCCACACAGAGCAUCUACGCUCCCAAGCCGCAGCCCUCAACACACGCUUCGCCUCCUCCAGCUUCUCCAAACUCAACACACAAACUCUCACCCGUCACCCCAGGACGUCAAUCCUCUACUUCCCAAGACACCAGCUCUCGCUCGUUGCUCGAGCGCAUCGACAUGGCUCACGCUCUUCAGCAGACACCACCUCCCAAAACUGCCACAGACCAUCAACCAGAUUCCAAUUCCACCGCCAAACCAGCUUCAACUCCUUCCCCCACUUCGAAAGCUGCCGUAUCCCCCUUUCGCACAACGCCCUCUCAAGGCAUCCGCAGACCAGGUGCCAAACUACCCUCGCCACUACCUCUCACCAGUCCUGCUCGCAACAACAGCUCCACCUCGCCCCUCAACACUCGCACUCCUCUCAGUGCCUCGCAUCCCAUCCCCGAAACGCCGCUCAAGCUCUCGCAGCGAGGAGGUCCUCAGACACCCGCCACUCCACACUAUCCUGCCUAUCCUCAUUCCACCCCUGCUCAGACGGGAGAAGCCGCUCGCGCCAGCGGCCUGGGUCUUGGCCUCACUCCUUUGAAAGCACCCGUACCUCUUGCACCCAGUCCAGACAACGUUCGCAGCCCACUCAACGAAGCUCUGAAUCUACGUGGCCGGGCCGCCUCCAAUGCCUCUAUCGGCUCGCCUCUCAAAUCUGGCCGCAGCGAUCUGCAUUCCGAGCCACUAGGUUUCGGCUCCCAUUCCUCCAACAACCAAGGAAAUGCCCAGAUCGAUGCCAUGCUCGACCGCGUCCGUAACACACGCUCCGGUCUCGGCACAAGUGCCAGCAUGUGGGCACCCAAACCUGCUUCGUCUUCCGCCACCAAUGACAGCUCUGGAUCCCAAGCUUCCGGCUCAACAACCUCGCACACCAUCGGCUCCGGCUUCUCCUCCAGCAAUCUGCUUGGCGUUCAGACUGGUCUCGACCGCAAACGACCUAGUCACCGUCCCAACGGUCUACAACUCAGUCUGGGCCAGGAGAUCAGCGUCAUGCAGGAACUCGAGGAAAGAGCUGAAGAGGACUACCCUGCAUCUACACAGUCCUCUGCAACGGUGGCUGGGUCAUUUAGGAUCGAUGGUCCAGAUCAUCCAGCAGAGUAUGACGACGAUGGCGACUGGAAUGGGAACGUCGUUCCUCCAACGCCUGCUCUUGGUUGUGACUCUCCAUCCUCUGACCAAGACAACGGUGCGCAUGGCAAAGCGCCUUCCCGCAGUCUCGAUGCUUUUGGCUGGGGCUCUCACGCAUCCAACGAGCCUCGCAAGGCCUCGCUUUUCUCCAAUCUGCCCUCUGCCUCUACGCUCGAGGUCAACUGGAGUGGCGACGACGACGACGAACACAAGGACGAUGUGCAGAUGUUCGAAGACCUCCAGAACCGCGCCAAGCAAUCAAGCAAGGAAAGACGGGCGCACAACUUGAAUCCCCUUCCCCCGCCUACGAUCGAUUACGCCAAGUCGCGCACGCCGUCUCCAACACAUCGCAUGCUCGCCAAGUCGCCACAGCUCGAUGGUCCUGCCGACCACCACCUGCAGAAAUCGCCUUCGUUGAGUGCGCCAAAGCUCGGUACGUCGCCGUCCAAGUCGAAUGCGGGUGCCCUGCUUGCGAAUGAUCAGCGUCCCUCACCGGCGAUAGCACGCUCGCAGUUGGCGUCGGACGAUUCGGACGGAGAUGCGGAUGUCGAGAACGACAGACCCAAAGGCACGAGGGAACGGAAAGUGGGCAAGAAGCAUGAUACCAGCAGUGUCGCAGCCGGGGAGGAGCCGAAGUCCGACAGUCUACAGGUAGAGCCAGGCACCCUGGAGAUGAAGCGCUCGCUCAAGAGGGACAAGUCGGAACGCAUCCGUGGCCGGAGAGCGAGCCAGAGCAAGGACAAGGAUGUGGACAAGGUCAAAAUGUCGGCAGCUGUCGAACCUUCAGCGAGCACCAACGCCAACACAACGACAGCUGCUACCGUCUCGCUGCCCACGUCGACCUUUGCUGGAAAGAGCAGCGCGACGACCGCAGACGAGUUGACGCGUCGACUCGACAAGGUGGCUCUGGACCAAACCAAAUCCGACAAGCCCGCAGCAGUGUCCAAGGCAACAGCCUCGGAUGGCUGCAAAGUCGAUGUGCAACAGACCCCCGUUGCCAACCGAGUGCAGAGCAUUCCGACGAUCAAGGACGAUCUCUUUUCGUCGCCUGCCGAGCCCAAAGUUGGCUUGCCUGGACAGCAAUCCGAUCCAACGUUGGCCGAGCCUGGCCUUGUCGCUGCUGCUGCCCCGACUGGUGCGCAAACGGAAGGAGAGAAAGCCAAGGCGAAGGACUCUGUCCCAGCGACCCCGGAGCCGACUCAUCAGAAGAUGGCGUCGCUAGACUGGGCGGCGGAUGACGAUGAGCUUGACGACGAGCUACCCGACCUCGACGACUGGGGUGUGACGCUGUCGCCGUCCAAGCCUAGUGCUGCUCCAGCUGCUCCAGCGCAAGUCGAGAAGGACAAGGGUACUCAAAAACCCGGCCGCAACGGCACAGGUAAAGCAGACAGCGGCGGUGAGGACAAGACUUGGCGCAGGGCGGAAGGUGUCACGGGCAAGAGUCGGUCCAAGCACGCAGCGUCGAACGAUCACAACACCGGGGCGCGCAAAGUGAGCGGUGGGCACAAAGGUGCCGCGAGGGAGCUCUUCCCGUCGUCCGCCCACAAGGGCGGCGCCUCGAACAAUGCCGACAAUGGGUCGCUCGGGAUCCGCAUUGCCGGCCGGGCCAAGUCGGCAAGCUUGUCGCCCGAGCCCGAGUCCGCACAUGCGCAUGCCAAGCUGCCUCCUCCUGCCCGCACACCCUAUGGCCGGUGGUCCAGCAAGGAGGACGUGUCGGCCAAAGCGCAGCCCGCGGGAAGGCCCAGGAUCGCCGCCGACCUGGGUGCCCUGGCCAAGCUGCUCACGCCGGUCGAAGAGGCGUCUGCUGCGCCGCCCAGGGGUCCAAAGGCAGGCGCGACAGAUAGAGCGAAGAAGGGCCCCAACGGUGCAGAGGACGGAGCGAAGAAGGGUCCAAAGGCGACCGGGUCGGCAGCGCAGAGUAUGCACGCUCCGCCUAGUGUUGCCGAUAGCUUGCACGCUCCGCCACAGGCGAAGGCGAAGUCGGCGCCGAGUGCGGCAUCCGCAGCUCGCGGUGCAGCUGCAGGUACAGGAGCCGGAAGCGGAGGUGGAGGCGGAGGGAAGAAAAAGACUCAUCACGGAGGCAAGAAGUAA